AGCGCGGCGGCGGGGAUGCUGAGCGAAGCGGAGAGCGGGGGCGGAGCCGUCCCCGGCACCGGGGAGAGCCCCGCGGGGGAACCGGCGGCCGGGGUGGCCAAACCCGCGGCCCCCGCGGGCGGCGUCGCGGCUCGGAGCCAGGCGGCCAAGCGCGUGCUAGCCACCCAGGUGCAGGGCACAGUGAAAUGGUUCAACGUCCGCAAUGGCUAUGGAUUUAUAAACAGGAAUGAUACCAAAGAGGAUGUGUUUGUGCACCAGACAGCGAUCAAGAGAAACAAUCCUCGUAAAUUCCUGCGAAGUGUUGGAGAUGGGGAGACGGUGGAGUUCGAUGUUGUGGAAGGAGAGAAGGGGGCCGAGGCGGCCAACGUCACUGGCCCGGGCGGCGUUCCCGUGAAAGGCAGCCGCUAUGCUCCCAACCGCCGCCGCUUUCGCAGGUUUAUCCCCAGGCCCCGGCAGUCUCAGCUGCCUCCGGAUGCUGCCCGGCCAGAAGGGGCCGCGGAGACCGUCAGCGAGGGGGAGAGAGUGGACGAUGCGGUACAGCAGCGCCCUCGCAGGAGGCGCCCCCCACCUUUUUUCUUCCGCCGGAGAUUCGUGCGAGGGCCCCGGGCUCAGCCCCAGCAGCAGCAGCAGGCUCAACCAGUGGAAGGCUCUGAAACCACAGAACCCAAAGAUGCCCCCCAGCCCGAGGGAGACCAGUCACAGCAGAUCCAGGCUGGAGAGAGAGCCCCAGCGCCUCGUUUCCGUCCCAGAUACCGCAGACCUUUCCGCCCCCGUCCACCGCAGCAGCCCACCACGGAGGGGGGAGACGGCGAGACGAAAGCAGCACAAGCCCCGGCGGACGGCAUCCGUCCUGAGCCGCAGCGGCAGCGCAACCGGCCUUACUUCCAGCGUCGACGCCAGCAGACAGCUGCGGCUCGCCAGACAGCAGCUGAGGCAACCCCUGCAACCAAGGAGCAGCCAGCCCCGAGCUCCGCAGCUGCCGGCGGAGACACCCCUGCGGCCAGUGCUCCUGCGAUGACUCAAGAGGCCGCAGUGGAAGCCAGCAAGCCUGCUUCCCCAGCCCAGGAAAGUCCCACCCAGCCGCUGCCGGAAAUCCAGCAACAGCUUGUGGAUAUUUCAACACCUGAGCCAGGGGGAGAGCUUGCCCCAGCCUUACUGGCAUGAAGAACCUGCACACAAUGAGGGGAUGCCAAGAGCUGUGAUCUGGUAUCCAUAAUGUGCCUCCAACCCAAGUUACCUCAUCCUGCACUUGAAGAGACCCCAAACUUCACCAAUACCCCCUUUGCUGCUGUUGAAGCCCUAAAUGUUAAAAUAAUAAACCUGACGGGGGAACUUGACCAAAAAGAAAAGUCACUUUGCUUUAAAAAAAAAAAACCUUCCGGGGGGUUUGUCUUCCCCCUCCCACAGCUUUGCCAGUUAGAGAAAAAGAAACUGGCUGUUGAAUCUUCAGUUAAUUUUUUUCUCCCCCCAUUGUUGAAGAACACCCUGUGUGAACCUUUGUGUGCAGUUUGGGCGUCAGUAAAAAGAAAAAAAAAAUUUGCACAGACCUGUGUGUCACCUGUUUUCUGUCAAAAAUUAAAUGGUAUUUUUAAACUGGA
Molecule: messenger RNA, 1598 nt
Organism: Candoia aspera
Lineage: Eukaryota; Metazoa; Chordata; Lepidosauria; Squamata; Candoiidae
Gene: YBX2
Product: Y-box binding protein 2
Exons: 10
Coding region: 16-1164 (382 amino acids)
Biological process (GO): regulation of gene expression
Cellular component (GO): nucleus
Molecular function (GO): nucleic acid binding
Source: RefSeq, a predicted model, not a curated record